AUGGAGGAGCCGUCGGUACCGCCGCCAUCGCCGGUGGGUGAAGAAGACGACGAGCACGACUCCAAGGAGAGGGUCCUGCAGCGGUAUUUCCUUCAGGAAUGGAAGCUCGUCAAGUCCCUCCUCGACGACAUCGUUUCAGCUCGCCGGGUCUCCGAUCUCUCCGCAGUCCACAAAAUACGAUCCAUAAUGGAUAAGUAUCAAGAGCAAGGCCAAUUAAUAGAGCCUUAUCUUGAGAGCAUUGUCUCACCUCUAAUGGACCUUGUCCGCUUGAGAACCAUGGAGUUAGGUGCUUCCUCUGAUGAAAUUAUGGAAGUGAUCAAGCCCAUAUGCAUCAUAAUCUAUUCCCUGGUUACUGUUUGUGGAUACAAGUCCGUGAUCAAGUUUUUCCCCCAUCAGGUUUCUGAUUUAGAACUUGCAGUAUCUCUUUUGGAAAAAUGCCAGAACACAAAUGCUGCAACAUCAUUGAGGCAGGAAAGUAGUGGAGAGAUGGAAACAAAAUGCAUCAUACUUCUUUGGUUGUCCAUUCUUGUGUUGAUUCCCUUCGAUAUUUCAUCCGUGGACACUAGCAUAGCCAUUGGCAAACACAGUGGGAAAGAUGAGCCUCCUCCAUUGGUCGUGCGGAUUAUAGAAUCAUGUAAGGGCUAUUUGUCGAGUGCGGGUCCUAUGCGGACCAUAGCUGGAUUGCUGCUUUCAAAGCUCUUAACACGGCCAGAUAUGCUGAAUGCAUUUACCAGCUUCAUUCACUGGACACAUGAAAUUAUAUCAUCUGUGGAAGACAGUGUCGUAGAUCACUUCCGUUUAUUAGGUGUCAUUGAGGCUCUUGCUGCCAUUUUUAAGGUCGGUAGCACAGCUAUAUUGGUGAAUGUGAUCGAAGUUCUAUGGAAUGACACAUCACUUUUGAUAAAGUCCCGUACUGCUGGUCGUAGUUCUUUACUUCGCAAGUAUCUGGUAAAACUCACCCAGCGGAUUGGGCUUACCUGUCUGCCUCAUCGUACACCGGCAUGGCGCUAUGUGGGUAAAAACAACACUCUUGGAGAAAAUAUAUCAUCCAAUGUGACAAGAGAUUGCACCCAAGCAGAUCACCAGUUGAACGUGAGCUCCUGUAAUGUCUCUCAAGGAGAAAGCUGCCUUCAAGAGGAAGAUAUGGACGUUCCAGAUAUUAUAGAAGAUAUUAUUGAGCUCUUGCUUUCAGGAUUGAGAGAUGCAGAUACUGUUGUGCGCUGGUCAGCUGCAAAAGGUCUUGGUCGCAUUACUUCACGUUUAACUUACUCUCUUUCAGAUGAAGUUCUGUCAUCUGUAUUAGAACUCUUUUCUCCUGGUGAGGGGGAUGGCUCGUGGCAUGGUGGAUGCUUGGCAUUGGCGGAACUGGCUCGCAGAGGAUUGCUCUUACCAAUCAGUUUUUCUAAGGUUGUUCCUGUCAUCAUAAAGGCUUUACAUUACGAUAUUCGAAGAGGUCCUCAUAGUGUGGGAUCUCAUGUACGUGAUGCUGCGGCAUAUGUUUGCUGGGCCUUUGGCCGUGCAUAUUACCAUAUGGACAUGAAAGAUGUGCUCUCACAACUCGCACCACAUCUUCUAACUGUGGCAUGCUAUGACCGUGAGGUUAAUUGCAGAAGAGCAGCUGCCGCUGCUUUCCAGGAAAAUGUAGGGAGACAAGGAAGUUUUCCUCACGGCAUUGAUAUAAUAAAUACGGCUGAUUAUUUUGCACUGUCUUCCCGUGUAAACUCGUAUCUUCACAUUGCUGUUCAUAUUGCUCAAUAUGAUGACUACCUUCAUCAAUUUGUGGAUGUGCUACUUCAAAGUAAGAUCUGUCAUUGGGACAAGAGUCUGAGAGAACUUGCUGCCACUGCACUUUCUGCUCUUGUGAAGUUUGAUCCUGAAUAUUUUGCGAAUGUUAUUUUGGAGAAAUUAGCUCCGUGCACUCUAUCAUCUGAUUUAUGCAUGCGACAUGGUGCAGUCUUGGCCACUGGGGAGAUGGUUUUGGCUUUACAUAUGCAUAACUACAUUCUUUCCACAGAUAAGCAGAAAGUUGUAGCCGGUAUAGUCCCCGCCAUUGAGAAAGCACGGCUUUAUCGUGGCAAAGGAGGAGAAAUAAUGCGGUCUGCUGUUUCUCGCUUUAUCGAGUGCAUUUCUCAAGCUCAAGUGUCUCUGACUGACAAGACCAGAAGAAGUUUACUCGAUACUCUAAACGAGAAUUUAAAACAUCCCAAUUCUCAAAUACAGAAUGCUGCUGUUGGAGCCCUUAAACAUUAUAUUCCUACUUAUCUUGUGUCCAUGGAAAAAAAGGGAGUCAAUGAUAUUUUGUCAAGAUACCUUGAACAGUUGACUGAUCCCAAUGUGGCUGCAAGACGUGGAUCAGCUCUUGCUAUUGGAGUUCUGCCUUUCGAAUUUCUGGCUAAUGAUUGGAAAUCAGUGCUUACAAAGCUCUGUUUUUCAUGCGGAAUUGAGGAUAAUCCUGACGACAGGGAUGCCGAAGCACGUGUGAAUGCCGUCAAAGGGCUCGUCUCGGUUUGUGAGACUUUAACCGAGGCAGAUCAAUUUUCUGUUCUAAUUUCACAUAAAGAUGGCCGUUCCCUGUUUAACUUUAUCAGGAAUGAAGUGAUGUGCAGUCUUUUUAAAGCUUUAGAUGAUUACUCAACCGACAACAGGGGUGACGUGGGUUCUUGGAUUCGUGAGGCUGCAAUGGAUGGCCUUGAGAGAUGUACUUAUAUCCUCUGCAAGGAAGAUUCUAUUAAUCAAGCGUCAGUUCAUGAACCCGAGAAAACUGAUGGCCCCCAUAGUGACCAAAUUGGCUCGUAUUUUGAUGCCAGCUUGGCGAACGAGUUAGUUGGAGGUCUCGUCAAGCAAGCUGUAGAGAAGAUGGAUAAAAUAAGGGAAUCAGCAGGAACAAUUCUCCAAAGAAUCCUGCAUAAUAAAAUGCAUUUUGUGCCGAAUAUACCACACAGGGAAGUUCUCGAACGAGUAGUUCCGAAUGAGGCUGAUCUUAAGUGGGGGGUUCCAUCAGUCUCGUAUCCUCGUUUUAUUCAACUUCUUAAAGUUGGUUGCUAUAGCAAAUAUGUGGUGUCUGGGCUGGUUAUCUCUAUUGGGGGGAUUCAAGAGUCUUUGGCAAAGGCAUCACUCAGUGCUUUGUUAGAUUAUCUACAGAGUACAGUAACCAAAGGCCAUGAUGACUCUCGAGUGAUGUCAUUCUCUGAGGACAUUCUGUGGGUUCUUGAAAAAUUUAGAAGAUGUGACAGAGUCAUUAUACCCACUUUGAAGACAAUCGAGACACUUUUCAGGGAGAUGUUAUUGUUGAACAUGGAGGCACAAACUCCGGUUUUCUGUGCUAGAGUUUUGGAUUCUCUUGGAGCAGAGCUGAGAGGAGCAAAGGACUUCUCUAAAUUGAGGACGGGAAUUGCAAUACUCGGAUAUGUUGCUUCAAUAGCGGACCCCGUCAGCAAAAGGGCAUUCUCUCAUCUGCUGCUGUUCCUCAUCCACAGAUUUGCCAAGAUCCGGAAAUUUGCAGCCGAUGAAGUUCUUGUUGUCCUACAAGCAAAUGGGAACCUAAUGGCCGAGGACAAACUAGAUGAAGCCACAGAGAUCAUUACACAGACUCUCUGGGACAUCAAUGUAGAAGAAGCUAAGACGAGUAGGCUACAGCUCCAAGAGCUGGCCGGUCUUGAAUGUCAACAAACGGUAAACAGCACACGGACUAAAUCGGAAAAUGAUGUUGAGAGGAAACGGGCAUCGGCUGACGAGAAUGCUUCUUACUCCUCGUUAGUUGGGUCCGCUGGGUUUUAG
Molecule: messenger RNA, 3777 nt
Organism: Striga hermonthica
Lineage: Eukaryota; Viridiplantae; Streptophyta; Magnoliopsida; Lamiales; Orobanchaceae
Source: the annotation of a GenBank genome assembly